AAAUAAGAAUACAAAAGGGUAACACUUUCUCCCUCCUCUAUCCCUUGCAAUCCAAGUUGCAAGGGGUUAAGAUUUCUGGAGUUUGCCAGGGAGAGAAACACCAUGAGCACCGGCACCAACAAUAUUUCAUCUACUGCUGGGAGUAGGCAAGGCCAGAAUAGUGAUUCAAACCAGACGAACUCACCGGUACCACGAAUAACCUCCUUUCGACCUGCUGACGCAGGUGCUCAGACAACGGAUCCAUGGCAAUUAUUCGAGGAAAGAGUGAGAUGGGGACCUUAUGGCUUAACAGGUUUCCCUGGGCAGUCUCUUUCUCCACUACGAAUUGUCCUCCUGGAUGGCGAAAUAGCAGCAGGAGUUAACCCUCUACCAAGGCAGUUUGUCCGAGAAUUUCCUCCAAGGAGAAGAGGACAAUGGCAUAUCCCUCCAGAGGAAGAACCUAGCCUGACCCCAGAGCAGCAAAGGAAGGCCUUACAGCAAUUGAAGAAGCAUGUGUACAACCCUGCCAGGAACAAACCAAGGAGAUGGACUUUCUACAACAGAGAAAAUGCCAGUAACAGCUCCCAUUUGAAGGAAGAAGAGAGAGAUGAGGAUGGUAAGGGAUGUCCAAUUUGCUUGGAAGACUUUGUUCCCAAUGAGGAGGUGCAAAUGACUCCAUGUAAGCAUAUGUUCCAUUUUAAGUGCAUCCUCCCUUGGGUGAAAAGCCAUGGUCAGUGUCCAGUAUGUAGGUUUGCUCUAUGUGACAUGGACAGGAGAGCUUUGUCCCCAAACAACCUCCCUGGGCUUAGAAAUGACAUCAUGCCGGGAGAUCUUAUCUCGCUCGUGAGGGCAGUGGAAGAGACCUUUGAGUGGUUGACUGUCCCUCGCUAAUACAUAAUCAAAUCAAAGAGAGGAAGCCCAUAAUCAGUAUUGUUGGUGCUGUUAUGAAUAAGUAUGCUGUCUUCAAAUUUGAGA
Messenger RNA from Telopea speciosissima, 954 nucleotides. RefSeq lists its product as uncharacterized. NCBI's taxonomy places the organism in Eukaryota, Viridiplantae, Streptophyta, Magnoliopsida, Proteales, Proteaceae. Bases 103 to 870 code for a protein of 255 amino acids. The record is from RefSeq and is a predicted model, not a curated record. The transcript has 3 exons.